AUGAGAGAGGAAAUAGUCAAGAUUAAGGAGCAGUUGUUUGAGGCAGAUCCAUCUGAAGAAAAUAGAAUGGUCAUGCAGAGGGCACAAGCAGAACUUAAGCUGUAUCUUCAUUAUGAGGAGGAAUUCUGGAGGCAAAAAGCCAGGAUGGACUGUUUUUCUGAUGGUGAUAAGAAUACUAGAUAUUUCCAUAGUCUGGUAAAGGGAAGAAGGAAAAGAAUCCAGGUUAGGAGGAUUAAAGAUGAUGCUGGUAAUUGGCUUGAGGAUGUUGAUAGUGUUGCUGCUCAAGCUGUCAAUUUUUUCCAGAAGCAAUUUACUCAUGAAGAAGUUAGUGAAGAUUCACCAAUUUUUAAUCAUAUUCAAGAGCUGAUCAGAGAAGAGGAUAAUAUACUACUUACUGAACAACCUACUAUGGAGGAAGUACAGAAGGUUGUAUUUGAAUUAAAAGGGGAUAGUGCCUGUGGCCCUGAUGGAUUUUUUGGUAUAUUUUAUCAGAAGUGUUGGGAGGUGAUAAAGGCUGAUGUAUAUAGGAUGGUUAAAGCUUUCUUUGAAGGACAUACUCUCCCCAAGUCUAUCACUCACAUAAAUCUGGUUUUGCUGCCAAAUAAGACUGUUGUUGAGGUAUUUUCUGAUAUGAGACCUAUAAGUCUUGGCAACUUUAUCAAUAAGGUCAUUUCAAGAGUAGUUCAUGAUAGACUUGAUAAGUUGCUUACAAGGGUGAUCUCUCCAAACCAAUCUAGUUUUGUUAAGGGCAGAAAUAUAAUUGAGAAUGUGUUGUUGAGACAAGAAAUUGCUCAUGGUUUCUUUCACUCUACAAGGGGUGUCAAACAAGGGGAUCCACUCUGUCCUGCUCUUUUCAUUAUUGCUGCAGAAGUCCUCUCAAGGGCAAUAAAUUCUUUGUUUGAUCAGCCUGGAUUUAUGAUCAUGGAUACUUUUCAGGAAUAUAAGAAAGUAUCUAGACAGCUGAUAAACAAGAGCAAAAGUUCUUAUUAUAUGUUCAGCAAAGUAUCACAUGAAUUAAGUCAGCAGGUUGCAACAGUAACAGGAUUUGUGAGAGGUCAAUUUCCUUUUACAUAUCUUGGAGUACCAAUCACUCAUGCCAGGAAAAGGAAAGUGGAUUACACUGAAUUAUUGAAGAAAGUCAAAGACAGAUUACAAACCUGGAAAGACAAGUUGCUGUCUUAUGGAGGAAAAGCAGUGUUGAUUACAAGUGUCCUUCAAAGUAUUCCAAUUCAUGUUUUAUCUGCUAUAAGGCCUCCUAAAUGUGUUAUAAAGGAACUACACAGGAUAUUUUCCAGGUUCUUUUGGAAUAAUAAGGAGGAAGGAAGAUGCAGACACUGGGCAGCUUGGCUUAACAUGUGCUUUCCCAAACAUGAAGGAGGUUUGGGUUUCAGGUCUAUCAAUGACACAUCCAAAGCUUUAUGUGCUAAACUCUGGUGGAAGUUUAGAACCACUAGUUCUCUCUGGGCUAAUUUUAUGUGGAAUAAAUACUAUAAAAAACAAAUUCCUCAGGUGGUUCAAUGGAAGGAAGGGUCACAAGUCUGGAAGAUGAUAUUGGAAGCAAGGGAAAACAUAGAACAGGAGAUCUGGUGGGAGCCAAAGAUUGGAAGUUCAAACAUUUGGUUUGACAAUUGGACUAAGCUAGGAGCUCUUAGUUAUGUGGUUCCCCAGUCCUGGCAAAUCAAUGAGCAUGCUGAAGAUGUUUCUGAACUUAUGACAAAUGGAGGAUGGAAUGUCAGUAAACUCAUGCAGCUGUUCCCUGAAGAUAUUGUGCAACAUAUAAUACAGGAAAUUGACAUUACAUAUGCAUCAAAUGAAUGGGAUAGACCUUGGUGGAUGAUGACAAGUUCAGGCAAUUUUACAUUUAAAGUCCCAAUUAAUGAGGUGGUGGCAAGUAUUGUCAUUCCAUUAGUUUCAAAGUGUUGUUGCUGUCAUAAUGCUCAGAUGGAGACAAUAAAUCAUCUGUUUCUGUGUGGAGAUUUGGCUACAAAGAUUGUUCAGUUCUUUGAAGAAUAUAAGCCUACUGUUAUAUGCAAAAUUAUUAAAUGGGGGAGACCAGAAUCUGGUGUUUUCAACUGUAAUACUGAUGGAGCUGCUAAAGGAAAUCCAGGUCCAAGUUCUGCUGCUUUUUGUAUAAGAAAUGAUGAGGGAGAUUUUGUGUAUGCAGCUGCUAAAACUUUGACAGUUGGAACAAAUAUUAUGGCUGAGGCUGAGGCUAUUAGGAUGGGAAUGAGGUACUGUGUGGAAAAGCAGCUUUUUCCAUUGAUCAUAGAGACUGAUUCCAUGACCAUGAAGAUGAUUUUAAAGGCUAAAUGGAAGGUCCCUUGGAGCAUCCCAAUGCUGGUGGAUGAAAUCAAGAGAAUGAUGGAUGCUCAAACAGUAUCUGUGGAGCAUAUAUAUAGAGAAGGUCCAGUUCAGUUUCAUACUUUUCAAGAAUUGCCAAGUCAAGCUAAGAGAAUUCUAAAUAUGGAGAAAAGAGGAAUUCCAAACUUGAGAACAAGAACCAUUCAAGAUAAAGCACCAGACUGCCUUCAGAAUUGCAACUAUUACUGA
Lycium barbarum (goji berry) is the source of this 2550-nucleotide messenger RNA. RefSeq lists its product as uncharacterized. The record is from RefSeq and is a predicted model, not a curated record. The transcript has 6 exons. Bases 1 to 2550 code for a protein of 849 amino acids. Gene Ontology annotation, molecular function: nucleic acid binding; RNA-DNA hybrid ribonuclease activity. Lineage: Eukaryota; Viridiplantae; Streptophyta; Magnoliopsida; Solanales; Solanaceae.